Molecule: messenger RNA, 573 nt
Organism: Linum trigynum
Lineage: Eukaryota; Viridiplantae; Streptophyta; Magnoliopsida; Malpighiales; Linaceae
Source: the annotation of a GenBank genome assembly
AUGAAGCCCUUACCCACAGUUGUCACUGCCUAUGAUUACCUUCUUCAACAGGAACAGAAAAUCAAGACAGAAGGGAGCAUUGGAAAGCAGAAGUCUGGUCAAUCUGUGGCACUAGCUGUGGGAUCAGGAAAUUCCAGUGGAUCAAAUGACACACCACCUAGAAGCUAUGAUCGACCUGAAGGAGAUGGUGAAAGACCAGGUGGUCUCUUUUGCAAUUACUGCAAAAAGACUAACCAUGUCAUCAAAGACUGUUGGAGAUUGAAGAAAAAGAGACAGGACAAAGAAGGAAUGCCAAGGAAUCGAUUUGCUGGAUCAGUUGGUCAAGGGUCUGGGAGUGAGGAAGGACAGGACAGUGAAGGAAGACUCCAAGUUGAGACAUCAAGCCUCCACCAGAAUUCAGGAGGAUUCACAGUUGAAGAGAUGAACAGGCUUAGAGGAUUACUACAAUCCUCUACUUCCACUUCACCAACCUCACCUCAGAGUCCUGUGAUCAACCACAGAUCACACUCAGUGACAAAUUACCUGCCAAAGUUUCCCAGUCAUGCAGAUGAUUGGUUUGGCGACAGAAAGUAG